This is a messenger RNA of Aspergillus calidoustus, 1308 nucleotides long. NCBI's taxonomy places the organism in Eukaryota, Fungi, Ascomycota, Eurotiomycetes, Eurotiales, Aspergillaceae. The record is from the annotation of a GenBank genome assembly.
AUGAGCACGCCCCAGCAGGCGAACGAAGCGGAGAAGAACAUUGAGAUAUGGAAGAUUAAGAAGCUCAUCAAGCGGCUCGAGGCUGCUCGAGGAAACGGAACUUCCAUGAUCUCUCUGAUCAUUCCUCCCAAGGAUCAGGUCUCUCGAGCGGCAAAAAUGUUGGCUGAAGAAUUUGGCACUGCCUCCAAUAUCAAGUCCCGUGUCAACCGUCUUUCCGUCCUUUCUGCCAUUACAUCAACCCAGCAACGUCUCAAGCUUUACAACAAAGUGCCUCCGAACGGCUUGGUUGUCUACUGUGGUGAAAUUAUUACCUCCGAGGGAAAGGAGCGUAAGAUCAACAUCGACUUCGAACCCUUCAAGCCAAUCAACACGUCACUCUACCUUUGUGACAACAAAUUUCAUACCGAAGCCCUGAGCGAACUGCUUGAGUCCGACCAGAAAUUCGGUUUCAUUGUUAUGGACGGUAAUGGCGCUCUCUUCGGUACCCUAAGCGGCAAUACACGAGAAGUUCUCCAGAAAUUGAGCGUCGAUCUACCGAAGAAGCACGGUCGUGGUGGUCAGUCUGCUCUUCGUUUCGCACGUCUUCGAGAGGAAAAGCGCCACAACUAUGUCCGAAAGAUCGCCGAGUUGGCUGUUCAGAACUAUAUUACCAACGACAAAGUCAACGUUGCUGGUAUUAUUCUCGCUGGUUCUGCCGAUUUCAAGAAUGAUCUGAACCAGUCCGAUAUGUUCGACCAGCGACUCCAAGCCAAGGUUAUCAAGGUUGUCGACGUUUCCUACGGUGGAGAGAAUGGUUUCAAUCAAGCUAUCGAGCUCUCCGCUGAGACGCUGAGCAACGUCAAAUUCGUCCAAGAGAAGAAGCUCAUCGGAAAGUACUUCGAGGAGAUUAGCCAGGAUACAGGAAAGGUCUGCUACGGUGUUGAAGACACCCUAAAGGCACUUGAACUCGGUGCCUGCGAAACCUUGAUUGUGUAUGAGAACUUGGAUGUCACUCGAUGGAUCCUCAAGAAUUCCGAGGGUGCCGAGGUCGUCGUUCACACGACCAAGGCUCAAGAGGAGAACCGCGAGCAUUUCCUUGACAAGGAGACUGGCGCGGAAAUGGAGGUCGUAGACUCGAGUUCGUUCCUGGAGUGGCUUGCCGAGAACUACAAGGACUUUGGAGCAACUCUAGAGUUUGUAUCUGAUAAGUCUAGUGAAGGAAACCAGUUUGUGAAAGGUUUCGGUGGUAUCGGAGCUCUUCUCCGAUACAAGGUCAAUUUUGAACAGCUCGCUGAUUUUGAUGACGAGGAUGAGUUCUACGACGAUUGA